This is a messenger RNA of Penicillium odoratum, 1902 nucleotides long. It is a transcript of the gene gem1, whose product is annotated as ERMES complex Ca(2+)-binding regulatory GTPase GEM1. Bases 1 to 1902 code for a protein of 633 amino acids. The record is from RefSeq and is a predicted model, not a curated record. Gene Ontology annotation, biological process: mitochondrion organization; regulation of mitochondrion organization; small GTPase-mediated signal transduction. Gene Ontology annotation, cellular component: mitochondrial outer membrane. Gene Ontology annotation, molecular function: GTP binding; GTPase activity; calcium ion binding. The transcript has 2 exons. Lineage: Eukaryota; Fungi; Ascomycota; Eurotiomycetes; Eurotiales; Aspergillaceae.
AUGGCCACAGUCCGGAUUUGUGUCUGCGGCGACGAAGGCACCGGCAAGUCCAGCCUAAUCACCUCGCUGGUUAAAGGUGUCUUCGUUACAAACAAGAUCCAGGCUGUUCUUCCUCUUAUCACUAUCCCUCCUACGAUCGGAACACCUGAGAAUGUGACAACAACCACCGUCGUCGACACUUCGGCCCUGCCGCAGGAGCGAACCAACUUGGCGCGCGAGAUCCGCAAAUCAAACGUCAUUCUGUUAGUGUACUCCGACCAUUAUAGUUAUGAGCGUGUCGCAUUAUUCUGGCUGCCAUAUUUUCGGUCGCUCGGAGUCAAUGUGCCUGUCAUUCUAUGCGCCAAUAAAUCAGACCUGGCAGUGGGCCACAACGAGACACAGGUGAUAGAAGAGGAGAUGUUGCCUUUAAUGUCCGAGUUCAAGGAAAUUGAUUCCUGUAUCCGCACCAGCGCUCGCGAACAUCGCAACGUCAAUGAAGCUUUCUUCGUCUGUCAAAAAGCCGUGACCCACCCCAUCGCGCCAUUGUUCGAUUCAAAGGAGGCUGAAUUGAAACCGGCUGCAGUGGCUGCGCUACAACGUAUAUUUUACUUGAGUGACCAGGAUCGUGAUGGAUACUUGUCGGAUAAGGAAAUCGGUGAUUUCCAGACUAGAUGUUUUGGGAAGCCCUUGAGUGAAGAGGAUCUAGCCCACAUCAAGGAAACCAUUCAAAAGAGCUAUCCUGAAUCCGUGACCGAGUCCGGUAUCGACCGUCAAGGGUUUAUUCAUCUGAACAAGCUGUACGCAGAGAAAGGGCGCCACGAGACUGUUUGGAUUAUUCUGCGAGCCUUUCAAUACACGGAUAACCUCUCACUCCAGGAGAGCUUCCUUCAUCCUCGUUUCGAAGUCCCACCAUUCGCAUCUGCAGAACUCUCUCCCGAGGGUUACCGGUUUUUUGUCAACCUAUUUCUUCUUUCAGACAAGGAUAACGAUGGUGGCCUGAACGAUGCUGAGCUGUCAUCUCUGUUUGCACCGACGCCUGGCCUACCCGCAUCUUGGGCCGACGGCUCAUUCCCCUCUUCAACCGUCCGCAAUGAAGCUGGACAUGUGACACUUCAGGGCUGGUUGGCACAAUGGAGCAUGACAACUUUCAUGUCCCCAAAGACCACAUUAGAAUAUCUGGCUUACCUCGGCUUUGAGUCUUCUGACCGAAGCAACCCAUCAAUCACAGCCGCAUUGAAGAUGACGAGACCACGCAAACGGCGCAGGCGCCCUGGUCGAGUCGGGCGAAAUGUGGUGCAGUGCCACGUCCUUGGAGCCCCCGGGUCGGGGAAAUCCGCUCUACUUGACGCACUCCUUUCGCGUGGAUUCAGUACUACCUACCACCCUACGAUUCAGCCUCGCACUGCAGUCAAUACAGUUGAGCUGCCUGGUGGCAAACAAUGUUAUCUCAUCAUGGACGAGAUGGGCGAGUUGGAGCCCGCCAUCCUUGACAACCAGACGAAACUCCUUGACCAGUGCGAUGUGAUCGCCUACACAUACGACUCGUCAGACCCGGACUCGUUUGCGUACAUUCCUGCACUACGGGCCAAGUAUCCUUAUUUAGAAGAGCUCCCUAGUGUCUUUAUCGCCCUGAAAGCCGACCUGGACCGUACCACCCAACGGGCAGAGUACCAACCCCACGACUACACAGCCAUGCUGAACAUGCCCAGUCCACCACUGCAUGUCAGUGUCACUUGGAAUUCCAUCCAAGAAGUUUUCGUUCAUAUUGCCGAAGCUGCAAUGGAGCCCAGUACUGCAUUCCCCCGUAGUGAGGAGGAUGUUGAGGGCAAGUGGAUGUCGUGGGGUAUUGCGCUUGGGGCGGUGGUCUGUGCCGGAGCGGCUGCCGUGAUGAUAUGGCGCCGAGUCAGUGGUAGUGGGAAUUGA